Messenger RNA from Carassius gibelio (silver crucian carp), 4853 nucleotides. Its product is annotated as eomesodermin. The record is from RefSeq and is a predicted model, not a curated record. Gene Ontology annotation, cellular component: nucleus. Gene Ontology annotation, biological process: regulation of transcription by RNA polymerase II; cell fate specification; lymphocyte migration. Gene Ontology annotation, molecular function: RNA polymerase II cis-regulatory region sequence-specific DNA binding; DNA-binding transcription factor activity, RNA polymerase II-specific. The transcript is spliced from 6 exons. NCBI's taxonomy places the organism in Eukaryota, Metazoa, Chordata, Actinopteri, Cypriniformes, Cyprinidae. The coding region runs from base 240 to 2066 and encodes 608 amino acids.
UUAUCAUGUGUUUCAAGUUCGAUUCCUAUUCCAAAUACAUAGUUGCAAUGACUUCAACAUAUUAAGUUAACCAAAAUGAAGACUUCCCAAGUAGUUUAGAAGUAGAUUACACGCUGCGCUUUGCAGACAAGCUCCACAACUUGCUGGCUAUAGAGAGUUGUGUUGUAGUCUUAUUUUAAAUCAUAAAGCACGGACGGUAAACCUAUGACACAUCAAGUGAGCUCGGUCCGGUGCUGCAGAUGGGCGGCAUAGGCAGGAAUUUAUUUCUCAAUAUGUUGAAUGGAACAGACGCGCAAAGUUUCGCCAAAGACGCAGAACUGAACAGCCACUUGCACCGACACCGCGACUUCCCGGACUUCAAAAUGGGCAUCCAAGACACGAGGUUUUACUACCAGGACUCCAUUCCAAAUGGACAGGACAGUUUGACGUUGCCGUUCCACGCUGAACAUCACCAAAGCGCCGGAGCGCAGACGGGGAGGUUUUACGCACCGGCUCAGCUCAGCAGCUGUCACUUCACCAGCCGGAGCGGGACGGGACAUACUUACGUUCCAGGCGCAGCCGAUGCGUAUUCUUCAGCCAACGGUAAAGACGUGUACCCGAGCGGCGCAGACUGCUACCCGGCGACUUUUCAGCACGGGUUCCCUCGAGCACCUAUGUACUCUUUACCUGGUCUACAGGUGUCCGGGAAGACUCAAGUGCUCCUCAACAACUACCCGCUGUGGGCAAAGUUCCACAAGUACCAGACAGAGAUGAUCAUAACGAAACAGGGACGGAGGAUGUUCCCUUUCCUCAGCUUUAACAUCAACUCACUGGAGCCCUCAGCUCAUUAUAACGUAUACGUGGACGUGGUUCUUGCUGACCAGCAUCACUGGAGGUACCAAGGAGGCAAAUGGGUCCAGUGCGGCAAGACAGAAGGCAACAUGCCAGGAAACAGAAUGUAUAUGCACCCAGACUCUCCCAACACUGGGAAUCACUGGAUGAGACAGGAAGUUUCCUUUGGCAAACUGAAACUUACCAACAACAAAGGCAGCUCUAACAAUGUAGCACAGAUGAUAGUGCUGCAGUCGCUUCAUAAAUACCAACCACGUCUUCACAUAGUGGAGGUGAAAGAGGACGGAACGGAGGACACCUUUCUGACCUCAAAAACCCAGACGUUUGUCUUCCCUGAGACUCAGUUCAUUGCCGUCACUGCCUACCAGAAUGCAGAUAUAACUCAGCUGAAAAUAGAUCACAACCCUUUUGCUAAAGGUUUUCGGGACAAUUAUGAUGCGCUGUACGCACUUCCUGACUCAGACCGCUUUACGCCUUCCCCAACCGAGAGCCAGCAGCUCCUUCCAGGCAGUUGUUACCCUCACCAGCCGUACCUGUCUGAUCAGUACAUGAGCCCCCUGCCUCAGAGUCGUUUCUACAGCCGCGAGCCGGUUAGCAUGACCCAGCAGUGCCCCAAAGACCCUGCAGCCAGCCCUCACAGCCGCUUUUACCUGCCCAGCCAGCAGGGGGUGCCGCCGAACCGCCUUGACUUUAAUGCGUACGAAAGCGAAUACACUUCCAGCAGCAUCUACAAGCCGUUUCCAAUUCAGACGUCCCCACACCACCCUCUAGGCUACUACUCUGAAAGCCCCUUUGCUUCCGGGCCGGUUUCUGGUGCCAACACAGGAGCAUGGAGCUCAGGACGGCCCUCACCGCAGUACCUUAACCACCCACACCACAGUAAACCAGGGUCCAGCCUCGGCUGGUUCCGAGCACUCUCGUCCCAGGCUACAUCUUCAUCUCCCUCAGCAGUAAACUCACGUUUCCAUUCCCCCCCAUUGCUCCUGGAUCCCCAGCGCCAGCCUCAGCUCCAAGACAAGUCCAAAGAGUCUGGGGAGGACGCCUGGAUAGAAGCCCCCUCAGUUAAAUCGGUGGACUCAGCUGACUCAGGUUUGUUUGAGGGAGGAGAGAGUAAGAAGAGGCGCGUGUCGCCUUACACGUCCAGCACAGAAAAUUCCCCUCCCAACCGCAGUGCAGAGGUUUGCGAAAAGGACAAUUGCAGUGAUGCAGGCUACUACGGCUUCUACACCCACUGAAGACCAGCACUCAGACUGUGCUCCCGCUGUCUUCCACCCACCGUCUGUCUGCAUGGCCUGAGACACAGGGAUCAAGCUCUCUGUGAUAGUAGCUACAGUGCCAGGUGUUAGGUGGACCCUCUAUGCUUCGUGUUCCCUGUGUUAGAUGUUUGGGGGUCAUGUGGAGGUGUUCUGAAGGUCACUGUCACACAAAUACUGAAGACGAUGUGACUGCGCUGAGACAAUGGCCUGGAGACACACAGACAAACAGACCCGUGUGACUUUAGCAGCUGAAGAUUUCACAGCACACCUGCUGUCCACUCCCCCAAAUGAACUGUCUCUGUUCCCCUCGUCAGCCACAGACAAAAAAACAUCUCACAAAAACCCACACGCCACAUGCACGCUCAAACAAACAAUCAAAUCACAUUCACAUGGGUCUUUAAAAUGUGGACUUAGAGGUAUAUUUCACAGAAAAAAGCAAAAGUCCCUCAUGUUAUGAUCAUUUCAAACGCUAUUCAUUUGAUAGCUUUGGAUGAGAAAAGACAUGGAAUUUAACUCUGACAUCAUCUGAUUCUGACAAUCAUCUGACAUCACUUCUUCUUUCAUGGACCCACCAAAGGAAAUGUCUUUUUCUCACCCAAAGCUAUUGUGCACAAUUAACAUUCUGUUGUUACUUGAUGGAUGAUCUCAUCGAGUUGUUAUCUGAUGAGUGAUCUCAUUGGAAAUAACACCAGAAAUUGACAUAUUAAGCAGAAGAAUUAUAUUUAAACAGAUUAAUGUUGCAUGCACUUGUGUGCCGCAUACACAGCUUUAAUACCUUUUGCUUCUGAACGCGAGCCUUCAUUACAGUACAACAUUUGCGUGUCCAGUCAAUCCCAAAAUGCACCCCUACAGGGAGCACAAUCAAUAAGCACAUUAAAGCCCAGGCCACUCAGACAACACAUGCUGGAAAUAAAAUAGCCAUGAUGUCUGACAAACCAUGGCUGUAUGCACCAGCUGGAAUUCCAUCCUUUAAUAGACAGACAUAAUAUGGUUAAUGGAAUGCAUGAGUUAUUAUAUAUGCUGUUAUAUUAAGUAUCGAUUCAAAAGUUUGGGGACUGAAAGAUUUUUUUGACUUUUGCAUCAAUGUCGCAUCAAAAAAUGUAGUUCUUUUCAACUUUCCAUUCAUCAAAUAAUUCUAUUGUGGUUUCCACUAAAUGAUUAAGCAGCACAACUGUUUUCAACAUGAUAAGAAAUGUUUCUCGAGCAGCAAAUCAGCAUAUUAGAAUGAUUUCUAAAGGAUUAUGAGACAUUCAAGACAGAAGUAUGGCUGCUUGAAACUGACUUCUUUUUUAAAUAUUACAAAAAUCUUUAAACGAAAACUGCCCUGCUUCAGAUAAACACAAACAGGCAAAGAGAGACAGGUUAAGGUUAAUACAUUUACAUUUAAAAUGCAAAACUGAGCCUUGAGAGCUAUAGUAAUUCGUUCCUGACCUCUCAAAAUGUUUAUAGUUCUAUAGUUUUACUUUUCAUACUGUAAAAGUAAAUGGGCAACUUAUGUGAUGGUGAUAGUUUGAGACAGGGCCUUGUAAUCCUCAGGUUUCAUUAAGCUAAAGUCCACGAUUUAGGACAAACACACUAGUGUCAAUCUGAUGACCUGUAACAGGACAUACUUAAACCAACAGCAUCAUGUCUUGAGGCGUAACCCCCUAUGGUAUACAGUUAGACAAUGUGGAAAAAUGGACACCUGGCAGUAGCUUCAGACUGAGUUACACAGAGGAAAAAUCUAAGCCUGUCAGGCACCGCUGGCAUUCAAAGGUGAGAAUGACCUCAGAUAAGGGGGUGACUCCACUUCUGGGAAACACCGGAAGCCCCUGAGCUCAGAACUGUUAAUUUAUAGAAGCUUCCUGCAUCUUUUAGAUCACAGUUGUGUGCAUAGACAUAUGCACAUGAUCUGUGUCCUAACAUGAAAUCACCUUUAUUCACAUUACUUGUAAAAUAGAACUAUUAAUUCAAGUGAUGAUUAUUCAAUAUUCUGUGGCCACUCUGUGAACACAGGUUUUUGUUUGUUUUUCAAGUCAGCAAACUUACUCAAACUGCCUCUGUUUAUUUUACAUUUAUGUAUUUUGAUGUAAAACCAAAUGAGUAAUAUGGUUAAGACUGCGUUACUUUAACUCGAUUAGAAAGCCAUUUCCAGAUGUUGCCAGAUGCUUAGUUGUUUAGAAUAUACAAUGCAAUUUAGAUGUUGGGAAAUUUGUAAUAUUCUACAAAUGUAAUUAUUUGAAUUAAUUAAUUUGCUUACAGGUUUUUUUAAUGGUAGCUAUUAAGAAGUUGACUGAUAAACAAAAAGCAAAUGGCUGCAAGAGAAAGCAGCAGUAUUAUUUAACUGACAGACAAUGUUACAGAACAAAAACAUUUAAGUGCAAUUAAAGUGUUUCUAUGUUAAUUUAAAAGAUAUGUAAUUAUUGUUCUUGUUUGGUUUCUUUUUAUACACUGGAAUGCACUGACAAGUUUGUUACUGUUGAUAUGCACUGAAAAUAAUGAACAAAUUGUCUGUUGUUGUCAUGUUUUGGCUGACCCCUGGUGGACAUUAUGCUCCUCAUAUCUUUGCGUGUCAACGGGAACCUAUUUAGGUUACCUCUGACACCAUCUUUGUCUGUCUGUUGAAUUAAAAGAACAAUUUAAGUAAUUUUACUAAGAAUAAAAUAGGUGCUUCUGUAGUAAUUUUCCUCAGCCAAGCAAACUGAGCCAUAGACACAGCUGGAUCAAAAUACUGUAUAUAUUAAAUGAUGUUUUUGAUUCAUUCUAAAUGUAAUAAAGACUGAACUA